UAAAAUUAGGGCAGAAGGCAUGGCUAUGGCAGUGGCGACAUCCUGCUCAGUGAGAACACCGAUUGAGCAAUGGAGUUUCUCAAGAACAGUGUCUCGCCGCUCCUCACCUCCAACAUUCAAGAUUGCCAAGGGCCUGAGCAUUCGAUGCGCUCGCGUUGGCGGUGUGGAGAUCCCAAACAACAAGCGCAUCGAGUCGUCGCUGCAGUACAUCCACGGCGUGGGGCAGACGACCGCGCGCCAGAUCCUUCUCGACUGCGCCAUGGACAACAAGCGAACCAAGGAUCUCUCCGACGCGGAGCUCACCAAAAUCCGUGACGAGCUCGGCAAAUACAUGAUCGAGGGCGAUCUGAGGAGAUUUAACCAGCUCGCGAUCAAUCACUUGAUCGAGAUCCAGUGCUACCGGGGUAAGAGACACCAGGCCGGAUUGCCCGUGAGGGGCCAGAGAACCAAGAACAACGCAAGAACGCGCAAAGGAAAGAAGAAAGGUGCUGUAGCGGGCAAAAAGAAGGCUGGAAGAUAGAACUUUCAUUGUCUAUGAUCAAAAUCACAUCUCUCCUCGAAGAGAAAACACUUCUUUGGUGGUCACCACCAGAAAAGAAGCUUCUUGCUCGACUUCUACGUUUACAAGUCUCUGGAAUCUGGAAAACUUUCCAGCUUCGCAAAGGAAGAAGGAAACACUUACCUGGUGUUUUGUUUU
This is a messenger RNA of Selaginella moellendorffii, 697 nucleotides long. RefSeq names its product 30S ribosomal protein S13, chloroplastic. Gene Ontology annotation, biological process: translation. The record is from RefSeq and is a predicted model, not a curated record. NCBI's taxonomy places the organism in Eukaryota, Viridiplantae, Streptophyta, Lycopodiopsida, Selaginellales, Selaginellaceae. The coding region runs from base 20 to 520 and encodes 166 amino acids. Gene Ontology annotation, cellular component: small ribosomal subunit; mitochondrion; ribosome. The transcript has 3 exons. Gene Ontology annotation, molecular function: structural constituent of ribosome; RNA binding.